UGUUCACCUACUGAAGGCACAACGGCUUAGUUUUUUUAGUUGAAGUUGAUAAGACAGUCGAAGAGAAAUAUGUGAGAGCCAUCCCGGCAGGUACACUUGUAGCGGACUGAUAUUCUUCUUUCGUCAAGUUGCUGCAGUAAUAUUGGUAAGUACACCGUGUAAAGCAUACGAAAAUGGCAUUAUUGAUAGUGAAAAAUAUCAUUCCAUGAUAUCCUUGUCGUAAUUAAUCCUUCUUGUGUUUUAGCGACUUUUGUUUAUAUGUUUUUUGGCGAUGCCUUGCGUUGUAAUUAGCGAUCGAUUGCGAUACGGUUGAUCGAUUCGCCAGUACUCAUUCUUGCAUAGUGCUUUCAUAAACUUUCCUCCCAAAUCCGUGAACUUAGUUUUUCUCUCAUCAACUCGAUGUAUUACGUGAGUUUCAUUGAAAAAAUAAAUUUUAUCUACUGUUGAAUAAAUCGAUUUUCCAUGCUAAUGUAUGUCGCCAAAACGUCGUUCUUAAAUUUACAUACAUGUAGGUAAUAUUGCACAAAUGAAUGAAAUAUUACUGGUAUUGUUUUUAGUUUACGAGAUCCAUUGAAAGCUUCAUUAUCGCCUUUGAAAAUGGCCGAAAAAACAAAUAUUUCUGAGGACAGCUACGUGAGAUUUACAGGUACCAAUUUAAACUUGUAAUUUAAGUGUGAACUAGCUGUAACUAGUGCAUAAGGAACGAUAUUCUUGGUUUUCAACCACGUGAGAAGGCGGCCAUGUUGGAGGUCAAAACAAGAGAUGUUUUCGAAGAAUUUACAUGAAUUGAAGUUAACAUCCCAGAGGAGAGAGAUGCUUUUGUUCUUGACCACCAACAUGGCUGCCGUGACAUCAUGUGCAAACCAGCAAUACAGAGGUUAUGGGCUCCUGACCCUGGGUACCACCACUUUUUUUUGAUGUGCGUUGGAAUGUUUAGUUGUGGCCGCAGGAUGGCAGUUCUUAGGAUGAAGCCAUGAGUGGUGUAGUGGAUAGCUAUAAAGACUUGACCAAAACCGGAAACCGCGCAUGAAAAGUCUCUGGCCCCCAUGGUUGAAGUGACAAUGUAACUGAGAACCUUAUUUUGGGGCAUUUUGGCCUGCAAAUGCAGACGUCAAUUAUCAUGGGUUCUCUGUACCUGAAAAUGGUGGAGUAAAGUGAUGACCAGAAGUACGUCUGCUUUCGCAGGAAACUUACUUCUUGGUUGGAGAGACGCGAUGAGCGGAAAUACUUCUAAGUUGGCAGGCUAGAGGUAGACAGCAUUUCUCAACACCCUUAUUUAUUCCCUUAGGGUUUCAAAGGUGGGGAAUAAUCCAACUGAGCUCAUUGAAUAACUAAAUACAAAAACACAUAGGAAAGUGACCUUGGAGCACUUAUUUUUCACUGAGUUCUCCAAGGUCACCACUUUACUAUGAAUUUUUAUAUUUAGUUGUUCAAUCGGUUCACUUGGAUUAUACUUAUGUCCAAACCAAACUGUCACCUUUUAUUUAAUAAUGUUUCUACAUUGCUCAUUAUGAAAAGACUGGCUGGGCAGUUUUGUUCUUAUACAGCCAACUCCCUCUUAGGGAAUGGCACCAAGUGUAGCUAAGUAGCAUCUUUGAGAGGUGACUGUCUACUGAAGUUAUAAAGAGUGUCUUUUGACCCUUUUAGCCCAACAUACAAAUCCUCCAGACUGAUCUCCAUACAUUUCCUAAAAUCAUUAGUUGAGAGAAUUUUUUGGAGGGUCAAAGCAUUUUGCCUCCGAUGAUUAUAUUUUAUUAUUUUAUUCUCAUAACCCAAUCUCUUGAUUAUCUGUUGAUGUUGUUGGGAGGAAAAAAAUUGAUGUUGGUUGCUCUUGGGGCUUAAAGAGUUACGAGAGAGAGUUGGCUGUAUACCUUGUAUCUUGUAUCUUUUCAUUUCCUUUUGAUUUCAUAAAAGAAUUGAAGUCGUUUUCUUUAUAAUUCCAGACAGUCCAACAAUCAGGACAAAACUAUUUCCGUCUGGCGCUACAGUAACCCCUCUCAACCUCGGAAAAGACGACGCAGCCAUGGAGCUUAAUCCUUCGAAGAAACAUCCUGGAAGAUUUAACGAGAAGUUUCAGCAGAUGUUGUCACAGGGAAAGGGCGUCAGCGUUUUUGAAACCUUAAACCCAGAACGUCUUAAAUUAGAAGGCCUACAGCUACCACUGGCAGACGAGAACCUUUUACGUAGUAAAGAUUCAGAUGGCUUCACGGUGCUGCACCACGCUGCACGAUGUAAUCAAGCUGAUGUUGUUAAAUUUUUAGUAGAAAAAGGUGCAGGUAUUGAUUUGGUGGAAAAUAAUGGAUACACUCCCCUUCAUGUCGCCGUAAGGUAGGCUAUGUUAUUGUGUCUUGCAGUAGAGUAGAACCCCGAUAUAACUCGAACUCCCGGCCGCUAACAGUCCGCUAACUCGAACUAAAUCUCCUUUCCCUUGAUUAAAAUUUCACUGACAUUUACCCCUAUAACUCGAAUUCUGUUUCCUGUCAUUCCAUUCGGAUGCCAUCACAUUAGUUCCUCUGGCUGACGAUGUUACGAAAAAAUAAGGGACAACAGUUCGCGAGUUACCGGGGUUCUACUGUAAAACGUUGCGUUUCUCUAUUACUUUGUAUUCGUUUCAUCUUUCAUAAAAUUUCGAAUCAAUUAUCUUAUGUGAAUACGCUCCUGCGGUUUGUCCAUUCAAAUCAUAAAAAAAAGCCUGAGCUCAAAUCAGCUGGUACGUUGACUUCCCGCGGCGCUUUUUGGGUCUCGGUUGUUAAGAAAGCUAUUUUGCUUCUUUGAAACUAUUACACACGAAAGUUUCUCUCAGGGGCACCCAACGGCUGUUUUCUGUAAAAUAUCUGUUCGGAGAAGCAUAUAUUACCUAGUAUUUUCUUUUACUUGAGGACGGCUAAAAAUUUCUUGACGACCUUUCCAUUCAUGUGCAAUCGAUUUUCCGAAGUUUAAUUUUUCCACAUUUCAGAUUAGGUUCCGUCGAAAAAGGAAACCAAACAUUUUCGGAUUGGAAAAGGUGAUGGAGAGAGCAAUCAGAAAAAUCCUCACUUUCGUAAUACGUUAAAUUGCAUCUAAAAUAUUCGGGAAAGUAAUAUUAAAGCCCAUGUAAUUUCGAAAAUGCUCAAUUUGCCCUGUAUAAGGAUGACCGAAAAGAUACAAAUUUAUAGCGCCGGUUAGAAUGUAUUUCUAGAGAUCUUAAAGUACUUUGGACAGCCUUUAAAGUGUUUUCAAUGUAUUUUGAAGGAAACCGUCGUUGCGUGUCCCUGUUGUAUAGACUUUACUCGUGAACAGUCUGAGGAUUUUCGCUUUGCUGCUUUGUUUCUAUAAAAAAGGCUGACUUUCUAGAUAGUAUUCUCAUGGGCCAGGAUCAGGAAGGGGGUUCUGUGAGCCCGCAUUCCUGCUCCUUUUUCACUAGCUUUUGUAAUCUCUAUCCCGAAUACCGUCUUCUUUCCCGUGCAAGAGUUCGGCGAAUCCCUCUUUCCGAGUCGCAGUCAAUUUCCAUAGCCCGUCAAGAAUUUUUGCAUUUUCCCGAAUCCCGCUCAGAAUUUCGGCCAAAUCCCGGAUCCCGAUGAUACCCUUCUAGAUCUUGAUGGGCAGCAGGCCCAGAAUAUUCUGAAUCAUCCAUGAAACGACGAGGCCGUUAAUGUGAUAAAAUUCUGUUCAUCUUUCUCCAACCCAAAUUAGUACUGUACAAGCAAGACAUUGUGCACUGCAUUGCCUAAGCUCUGUUUACUAGGCAUAGAAGACGACCAGGAUGAACGAACAUUGGCUGUGGGAAAUACCCAUAGCCGCUUUAAUGUUUUAUCAUAACCAUUUAAUUCCAGUCUCACAAAAGGUUGUUAGUGAAUGUUCAGCCCAGUAAAGGUGCGGGCACCAAAACGCCGCCAAAUUUGUAGGAAAGAAAAAGGUUAGUAGACAUGGACAUGAUAAGGGAAGGAGGCAGGCAAAAUCUUUAAACGCCCUUAUACAGCAUGGAAGCAUGAAAGAAUGAACCACGCAACCACGUCACGUGACACCUAGUUAGAACCCAAAAGGGGGCAACAAUUCAAUGAAUUUAUCUCAUUACUCUGUACCACGUAGUUAAUAGAAAAUAACUUCAUUAGACUAUAAAAGUCAGGAAAAGAAUUAGUGUUCCUAUUGGUUAACAGAUAUUCCUUUUUUUAGACACAAAAAUACUGAAGCAGUUCGAGCCUUACUUGAAAAGGGGGCAGACACUAGUGUUCCAGACAACGAGAACGCAACGCCUCUUCUAUUUGCUGCUCGAAAAGGCUAUGAAGAAAUUGCAUGUCUUCUUCUAAAUGAUCCCAGGACAAAUGUGAAUAAUGCCAAUUCAGCGGGAAUAACGCCAUUUCUGGGAGCGUGCUCCAGUGGGGACCGAUCUCUUUGUGAAAUGCUGCUAGCUCGUGGCGCAAAUCUGACGGCAAAGUCUUUGAAUCUGACCACGGCACUUCAUUUUGCAGUACUGAGCGGAAACGUAGAAAUCUGUAAACUAAUAAUCACUGCAGGUGAGUAAUCGUUACGAGAAUUGUUACAUACAGUCGAACCUCUCCACAACGGCCGCUUUGGGGACAGAAGAAAGUCGCCGUUGUGGAGAGUUUGCCGUUGUGGGAAAGUAGGGGUGUAAUAUGACAAUUUUUUUAGGGAGUACAACAUGUUUAUUGUGCUAAGUCCAUGCUUACUGUCUCCCAUAAUGGUAAAAUCCAAUGUUAAAUAAUAUAUAGAGACAAAAAUACGCAAAAAACUUGAAUUAUGUUUUGAAUCAAAAUUUUAACGUGACAAAACGAGAAAGGUUCGCAACAUUCGCUGUAAGUAUCGUAGACAAUAAUGCUUACUGCAUGAAACAAAAUCAAAUACGAUUGCUGCGAUUUAUCAUCAACGCGCCAUACGGAUCAAAUUUUCACGACCAUUCCUGACUUUUUCAUCAGUCGCUGAAAAAACUGACAGUUAUCGAGAGGUUUUUUUGGCAGUUGGGGACACGUUAGUGGCCGUUGCCGUUGUAGAUAGGGUUAAAUAUGAAUCAAUGUAUGGACUGUCCGUCGGGACAAAAUAAAGUGGCCGUUGUAGAGAGGUGGCCGUUGUGGAGAGGUGGCCGUUAGUGGUGGUUUGACUGUACAGUCUAACCUCUCCAUGUGCGACCACUUCUGGUAAGCGACCACCUCCCUUAAGCGACCGCGACCACUUUUUGCCCAGACUUUUUUUUAUAGUUUUCCAUUGCUUUUAGCCUCUUUAAGCAACUCGUGCACCUAACUCAGCUUCGACUGUAGUAAGAUCAUGCUGCUUGUAAACGAAAAUCGGUCUCAGCUUACAUCGUUCGUAGAUGUCGUCAUCCUUGAACUCCUUGGCUCCCUGUUCAGCUCUACUAAAUCACUGCUCGAAACGGCUUGGUUACCUGUUUUCGUGACUCUCCAUUCUGCCUAACCUUUUCUUUUGGGAAGGGAUUCUCUAAAUGUUGUAGGACAUAUAGCACGGUGAUUGGCAAGCGAAACUGGAUUUACUUGGUGUGGUGAUAGUUCCUGAAAUUCACAUUCAAGUUUUGUGUAAUCAGUUUCAUUGUUUUAUGGCGUUACACGUGAAAUCUCAUGGCUUUGUAAUUGUUAUUGCCUGAUGGAUUAUGACAAGACUCAGAAUUUUUGCGUUGUGGAAACUGCGGAAAAUCUUUAUCUUACCUCAGGCCUUAGAAGAUCAAUGGCAUAAGAUGUGUAUGUGAAAUAUGCGUUUCUCGUGACCCAUACCUUACUUUAGGAAUUAAACUGUUUGACAAGCAAUACAUUUUAUAUCGAAACGCUCUAAUAGUACCUAAGGUACACGUUAUCAUAAACGUAAGGGUGCUUACCGUGAAACUAAUAAAAACCCCCGACAAAAAACAACAGCAACAACAAAAACAAAAAAAUGUAGCUAACCAUUUACCCAUCUCUCGGUUUCAGUUUCGUGCGACACAUUUUCCCUCCUCCAGUAAGGAAAAUGUCAGUUCUGUGGUGAGGUGAGAAAUGGCUCACUCUUGUGCCACCCACCAGGAACCCCAUCGAGAGUUUUCUGUCAAAUAGCAAUUACCUCUGUAAGUAACGAGGGUUAUAGCGUAAAAAUCAGUCACAAACCAUUGUCUCCGUUCCCCUUUCUUACCGGCUGUCUAAGAGUUAAUCAAGGAAAACAAACACGAAAUGAAGUUGCUUAAGUAGGCUACCUGGUGUCGUACCACGCGGUACAGUCUAGCUUUGUUUUUUGUUUGCUUGUUUACAGCGAAGAAGCAGAGCUCAUCGCUAAAGGAUAUUUUAGACGACAGGGAUAUAGAGGACACAUCUGCACUGCACAUGAGUAGUGUCAAGGGUUACAGUAAAAUAACCGAGCUAUUAUUACGCCAUGGAGCAGACUAUGAAGCCGUAAAAGGAGUAAACUCUAUCACAUCUUUGAACCUGUCGGCCAUGAGCGGUCACGAGGAAACAACAAAGCUGCUGAUUUCUCGUGGGGCGGGGACUGAAUGCAGAGAUGGGCAGUUACAGACACCACUGCACAUGUAAGCUUAAGCAUAUAAGGUCCCGACCUCGUAACCAGGGACUCUUACUUAUCUCUGCUGAGAAAGGUUGACAAGGCCCCCAAUCUCUUUAACUUUAAAAGGAGACAGAGGGAGGGGGGAUGUGGGGGCGAAGAGUUUUAUAUAAAAUUUUUUACAUAGGUGUGCCACUGAGCGUGAUUUAAACCCAGUUCCCCCCCCCCGCCCCUCAUCCGUUUGGGCCAAGUCAACUACUGCUUCACAACGCUGAAUGCUGUAGGCCCAAAUAGAAACUUCCUGGAAGACCAGUUACUUACGCUGAAAUAGGUCAUGUGAGGAAUUGCCCCCGCGCCCCCGCCCGUGUUGGGGUAAAUUACAAAAAUUUGCCUGUAUCAGAUAUGGUAGAGCGUUAUAUACAUUCCGUGCUGUAAAGGUUAGGGUUGAAAUCUUGAUCACCCCUAAAUUUUUACUCAGUGUUUUUUCAGCUCCUUAGGCAAGGCUUUCCUCUGUUUAAAAGGCAGUUUGAUAUACGAUUUAUUUCGUAAAACUGUGCUUAUGUCAUCUGCAAAAUCGAUAACGUUACAAACUUACAGUGUACUUGGUUUUCAAGAAGCCGAAUUAUCUCAAGGUUGUUUUCGUUUCCUUUUCAGCGAUGUAGGUUUGAUCUACGAUUAUUCUUAAUAUUUGUCUUUUCCAAGAAGGACAAAAACCUGCCUCAUUUCAUAGCAUUUUUCCUAGGUCAGCUAUUUACAAUCACCCCAAAAUAGCAGAGAUCCUGUUGGAAAAAGGAGCUGAAAUGGAGGUUAAAAACAUGAUGGACUUGACACCGUUUUUGCUGGCUGUAAUUCAUGGAGCAAAAGAAACCGCGGAGCUGCUCCUUGAUCGUGGAGCUAACCUGUUAGCUCUCGACUUUGCACAUAACAGCUGCCUUCAUUUAGCUGUGAUGCAUAAGCAAGUGGCGAUGGUUCAACUGUUGCUAGACAGAGGCAAAGAAAAAUUGAUGAAACUUGAGAGAUACGAUCACAAGACCGUGAUACACCUUGCUGCGUGUUACCAGGAGACUCAGGUACAUUUGAUCGUACUGCGCAUAAUCUUCCACUAAACCGAAAAUAAGUCAAAACAUGCCCUGGUGGUGAUUGGUUGAUUGAGUGUCAAAAAACAGUUAAAAUGACAGUCUAAAACCAGCUUCUGUAAUGUGUUAAACAAUAAAAAUGGAAGCGAUGGAAAUUGUUCGCAGUGCGCAUAUUUUUGACUUAAAAUUAUUAAAGGAAUUUUAUUUGGUGUUUCGGAUUUAUUGCAAAAUUUAUUCGUUUCGGGAAAUAUCAAUAGGUUAAGGGAAAUAACAUAAAAAAAAAAAAAACAAUUGACUUUUUUUACUUUGUGUUAACUCCUACGCAUCAGCACUGAUCAAACGACAUCCUCUCUCGAAAUGAGAAAAUGAUUUCUGUUGAUUCAUUGUCCUUGGUUUUGUGGAAGGAAAAUGUUGAUUGAAGAGUUACGUUAGCUACUUGAGGCAAUUGCUACAAUAUAUGUUUGUAGUAGAAUUGUUGUAAGCGUUCUUGUUGAUUGGUUUGAGUAAGCUACUUCACUACUAGUAGGUUUGGUUUUCUAAGUUAAUUGAUGAUCGAUAGCAACUUUCUCCUGACAUGAAUUCGGUACAAAGGAGAUGUACCAAUUUGGUGCAUCUCCGCGGUAACACUAUCUGUUCAUGAGAUAUGCUUAAUUAGAGCCUUUGACAGAUGACAAAGCCUUGUUUAUAUUAAGUAUUUUGUUCAGUUUGACAUUUUUGACCUUAAUCUGGUCUUCCUUCGAUAUUUACCAGGAAAUGACUACCCUCCUUUUUUUUAAGAGCAUGUUUCUUUGAGUUUUUAACCGAAUUCUUGGCAGUGGAUAACUUUCAUUAGGCUUAGUGAUUUUUUAGGUGUUUUUGUAGCUAAACAACUAUUGUUCUAAAUUCUGCAGCUUUGUACUUUGAACUGCAUUUUUAAUUUACCCUUUAAGUUGCGAUCACGUUCGUGGUUAAUUUAUGGAAAAGUUGUAGCCAAUCAUCUUCGAUGAAGAAGCUUAACGCCUUCUGUAAAUUGACAACAAUCCUAGAUUUCAAACUGUAAUUUUCGUACUUUCCUAUCUGUUAAUAUGAAAAGUCUGUUUACUGGUAUGUACCUUGUAGUUUUUAUAUUGUUCUCCUGGUUUUAUAUUGGCCAGUUGACUUAAGCUUAGCAGUUAAAACUUAGGUUGAAGAGUCAUUUUGACAAAGCAAUUAUCUCGAAAGUUUUCAUACUAAUGAAACUGUUUUAACCAAUCGGAUUAGACUUACGUCAGCAUUCGGUUUGCGCUAAGCAGCUGGUUUCCUGGCUGAUAUAAAAAUGCGUGUAACACUGAUCUAGCUGAGAAUUGUAAAAUACGAGUUGUGCUAACUUCGUGUCACCUGACUGAAGAAUUAAAAGGAGUCAAUUGAACAAGUACUCGUCUGUUUGUUGUGAGAACCAGCAUAUCACGUGGUCAAUUGUGGCCCUGAAAAAAUUUGAAGGAAAAAAAACUACGAAUUUUUAAGAAAAUGCUUUUUUCGUGAGAAAGACUCUUAAACGCUGACAAACGUCAACAAAUAGCGAAAACUAUAAUUUCUAUAUGUUUGCUUUGCUCGAAAUCGCGCGCAUUUACAAGGCCCUAAAGCGUUUUGCUGACUUGCAAGGACCCAUCUGUUAUAAGGAUGCUCAAAAUAAAGAGAUGAAUCUCAUAGUUUAUUAGAUAUAAUCCGUGUAAAGUUUGCUUAUCAUUUUCGCAUAAAUUAUGACCUAAAUUUGGAAACCGCUGAAUUUCUCGAAUUGGGUCUUUGCGAUUUUGGUGAAACUCUGUUCAGCGCAAGGCACUAAUGCGCGUUAUGUGUAGCCGAGAGAUUUUCACGAAAAAAUGCCUGCAACAGCAGAUUUUCGACUCAGACCUCAAAGGGGCGUGGCAUUAUAACCACGUGACAUUUACUCCGAUCGCCAAAUAUUUUAUGUUAUAUUGUAGAUUGAUCUAUAUGUUAUCCAUUCUAUGUGUUAGACUUACGAUAAAAGUAAAGGUGGGGAUACCAGAGAACUUCGAAGUAGGAUGGUACCCCCCCAAAAAAACUGGGUCGAGUCACCUUAAGCUUCUUCAUCGAAGAUGAUUGGCUACAACUUUUCCAUAAAUUAACCACGAACGUGAUUGCAACUUGAAGGGUAAAUUAAAAAUGCAGUGCAAAGUACAAAGCUGCAGAAUUUAGAACAAUAGUUGUUUAGCUACAAUAACACCUAUAAAAUCACUAAGCCUAAUGAAAGUUAUCCACUGCCAAGAAUUCGGUUAAAAACUCAAAGAAACAUGCUUAAAACUCUUAAAAACAAGGAGGGUAGUCAUUUCCUGGUAAAUAUCGAAGGAAGACCAGAUUAAGGUCAAAAAUGUCAAACUAGACAAAAUACUUAAUAUAAACAAGGCUUUGUCAUCUGUCAAAGGCUCUAAUUAAGCAUAUCUCAUGAACAGAUAGUGUUACCGCGGAGAUGCACCAAAUUGGUACAUCUCCUUUGUACCGAAUUCAUGUCAGGAGAAAUUGCUAUCGAUCAUCAAUUAACUUAGAAAACCAAACCUACUAGUAGUGAAGUAGUUUACUCAAACCAAUCAACAAGAACGCUUACAACAAUUCUUCUACAAACAUAUAUUGUAGCAAUUGCCUCAAGUAGCUAACGUAACUCUUCAAUCAACAUUUUUCUUCCACAAAACCAAGGACAAUGAAUCAUCCGAAAUCAUUUUCUCAUUUCGAGAGAGGAUGUCGUUUGAUCAGUGCUGAUGCGUAGGAGUUAACACCAAGUAAAAAAAGUCAAUUGUUUUUUUUUAAUGUUAUUUCCCUUAACCUAUUGAUAUUUCCCGAAACGAAUAAAUUUUGCAAUAAAUCCGAAACACCAAAUAAAAUUCCUUUAAUAAUUUUAAGUCAAAAACAUGCGCACUGCGAACAAUUUCCAUCGCUUCCAUUUUUAUUGUUUAACAAAUGCAAGAAGAAGAUUGGCCUAUCACGUUUUGUAAUGCAAAAUUAGUAGAGUAUUAAAGUAAAGGCAGGUGAAUUAAGGCUGGUCCCAGCGGAUUUUGAUGGGUUUUGUCCAAUACAAACGAACAGAGUCGGUUCCUUGAGGAAGAUGUAGUAGUAAAUGAUUUUUGUUAACUUUUUCAUCCCCUCGACAGAUUCUUGAUAUUCUUCUAAAGACAAGUUUUGUAACCGGAGAAAAGGAUAUAAACGAUAGGAUACCACUACAUCAUGCAGCAGAAAAUGGAUCACUGGAAUCCAUUAAGUCUCUUUUGAGAUGUCCUUCCCUACUAAAGCUUGUAAACGCCAGAGAUGAGGUUGCAAUGACUCCACUACACCUCGCAGCAUUGAAUAAACACAGGUGAGAAGUCUAUUGUGGGUGCUUUGAUAUGCAAAUGUGUCACCCAUUCACUGAGGUGUAGAUAGACCUUCUUCAUUUGGUCGGGUGCGAAGUCGAGACAGCCCAUCACUCGAUACCAAGAGAGAAUGAGCUACAAUCUCAGACAGAGCCUGUUGAGACGCAUUACAGAAAAACCUAUUUUUUGCACUCGUCCAGAAAAUGCUUACCCUCGCAAAUUGAAAGACCGUUUCCCAAUCAGAAGUGCAUAUCAAAUAUGACGUGAAAUUUGAUGCAUGGCAUGUAUCAUUCUUAGCGUUGCGAAGUGUUGAGUCUUAAUUUUGUUUGUUUUGUUUUGUUUUUUCUUUUCAGUGAGGCUUGUCGGCUCCUGAUAUCCAAAGGGGCUGAUAUUGCCGCUCAAAAUAAUCAUCAACGAACACCUCUUCACUUGGCAGUGCAAUCGGGCUCACUGGAAACUGUUCAAUGUCUGCUAGAUCCUAUGCUGUUUAAUACGUUAGAAGUAACGGACGCGGACCAAAACACCCCACUUCACUUAGCUUGCAUGCAAAAUUGCCUCAAUAUACUCAAUUUCUUGUUAGACAAAGGUGCUGAUGUUACGGCGCUUAACAAAGAUAAUAUGACGUGUUUGGAUAUGGCAAUCGAGUGGGACUCUGUGGAAGUUGCAAGGACGCUUGUUAAACACAAGAGGUAAAUGUGAAUGUGAGGAUGCGUAACGUGUGACCUGGGUUCGAAUCCCGCUCGGAAUAGUAACUGGAAUUGUUUUUCGGUCUUUCCGAUUUCAAAUCCUCGGUUAUUCUCGUAAAUAGCCAUAAGAACGCGCGAGUUUUUUUGCCGUUUUCAGGCAAGCACGAAGUUCCUCCCCCUCUGUUUGAAAAACCACGCGAAAAACAUGGCGCUUGUUCUGCAGGCUAAUUAACAAUUAUUCCUCGAGCCCGAACGGGUUCUGAGUUCGGCCGAAUGGGCUGUUGACUCAGAGGCCAUGAGGGCGAGAGGAAUAAUUGUUUUAGUAAAAUCCAACUAGUUUGUCAAAAAUAUCGAGACAAAACAACUUUAGCUAGUUAAAGCUAGACUUAAAUUAUUUUUCCCGCCAAAUUGCCUGUUCUUUUCGCUACUAGUGGGCUAUAACAUAUAGCCUAGUAGUAGCUCAACCAAUCAAAAUGCAGCAUUGAUAAUACACCACUGGUUGGAUUUUACUAAUAGCAAAAAUCCUCCUGUAAGAUGAGCUCUUCGAUUAAUUUUAUUGUGUUCUGCAAAACCUGAUUUUUAAUGGUUUUGGACUGACCAAAAUCCAUGCAUGAAGCCUGCUUAAUAUAAACCUUAUCAUUAUCAUUACUAUUGUCAUUGUCAUUAUCAUAAUCGUUGUCGUUAUCGUUAUUGUUAUCAAUAUAAUCCCUUUUGGACGGGUUAUCGUUACCGUUAUCAUUAUCACAUCCCAACACCUUCUAUCUGUAACAGCUAAAAUAUUAUCAUUUUUUUACUGUAGGUGGAGAGAAGUGCUUUUUGGUCACACAUCUAAAAUUCCUCCAAUGGAAAAGCUGAUAAUGAAGCUUCCAGAAGUCGCAGAAGUAGUCUUGGAUCAGUGCAUCAGCUACUCCACCCUUCCCACAGAGCACACUGACUUUACGGUCACCUUCACUUUCGCCCCGCUCGACCCACCCACUUCUUUAUCAUCAAGUAGCCACCACUUUUUCGCUCCUGCUACCAUGGCGAACUACCGGAGAGAAAGCCUUUUGAAUCACAGUGUCACACAGGUGCUUCUUCGAUGGAAAUGGGCUGUUCUGGGAAAGUUUCUCUACUACUUUAAUUUCACCAUCUUCUUUAUAUUUCUCGUCCUGUUUUCUUUCUUCAUUGUUGACCAGAGGAGCAAAGUGAGGGAUUUGUCCGGGAGUGACAUAAAUGCUACAACAAAUGUGAUCAGUGGCGACUCCAAAGGAAUCCCGGCUGUGAUUUUUACUUUUUUAAUAGUCAGAAUUCUGAUUGAGAUAAUUCAGAUGUUUUUGCAACAACUAGAGUACUUUACAGAUUACACGAACGUUCUGGACUCGUGUCUUUACAUAACCACAAUGAUUUUCAUAUUGCCUUACGUGACAACAGAAGAUCUUUUUGGGGACGUUCGAGUACACUGGACCGCUGGAGUACUUGCUCUUCUCUUAUGUUAUGUGAAUUUUUGUCUGAGUCUUCGUCGCUUGAGUUCAGUGGCAAUCUACGUGACCAUGUAUGUUGAAGUGUUGGUAACAUUUCUUAAGGUAAUCGCCAUCUUCGUUGCAGUCCUUAUUGGCUUUGCAUUGGUUUUUCACGUUCUACUAAAAGAGGAGGUGAGCGAGGUUUGAAUGUGUCUUUUCCCCCUUUCUUUCUGCAAACUGAUCAAACCGAAAUUUUCCCUUACCCUGGGAUACAACUGGACUGUUCUGUUUUUUAAUCUUAGUAUCAGCCUAUGAAGCGCCCCAAGAGUUAAGCUCUACAAACUAGAAGUUGCAUACAACACAAACGUUAACACUAUUGGUUAAUGAUUCUAUCAAUGCUUCCAAAGAUCCCAAAAUGUAAACUGAGGCGCCUGGUUGUAUCAAAUAUCUUUGCUACGAUGUCAAAGCACAACCCUUUAACUGACUUAUUGCAAAUUCUCGGGUAUGAAAGUUGUUUAAUUUUUUUUCUUGAAAAGAUGACACUGACUGUUUAAGGAUUGAUUGCCACAGAGAAGCAAAUAAAAAUGGAGGUUCAGUGUUGAGCUUGUAUUCAUUUUCCGCACCGAUUUUGGUUCAGAUUGGGUGUAUCUGAAAUUUUUUGCACUACUUUCUGCUAGUUGGAUUUUUUUGAUUUAGAUAAUAAUUUUAUUGCCCCAAGACAUGUCUAGUCGUGUAGCUUCAUGGAACGCAUUUCAUGACUUAGUGACUGUUAUCUUGCGGAUGCUUGACCGGCACAGUAACAGUCCAAUAAACUGAUUGUUAUAUGAUUUUUUUAAUCUGUAAAGUCCGCUUACUCGGGCCUCGUGCUUUUAUGUGGUAGUGUUGGUAUAACAGAGUGAACAUAAUCAUUGCUAUUUUUUGGUUGCACUUUAAUUAAAUGUGUCAGGUAACGUGUAUGGCUAACAACAGUUUUAGUAUAGGUAAUAGCAUGAUUUGUAGUGAUAUUUCUAAAUUUUUAUACGUAAUUUCACGAGCCGUAAGGCGAGUGAAAUUUGAGACAACUUUGAAAUAUCACUAGUGGUAUUUAUGCCAAAUAUCACGUACAAAUCAUGCUAUUAUUCGUUUAUACUACUACAUGCAAAAGGUUUGUAAUUUUCACAUGUAGGUAUUUCAAAUUAAGCUGAAAUAACACUGCUCUAAGCCAAUCAAAUUGCAGAAAUUUCUCAUGUAGUAGUAUAAACUGAUUAAUAGCAUUGGUAAUUUGAAAUUUUCUUGUUUUCUUUUUUACAGGAAAACUUCACAACAUUCUGGUUUUCCUUCGUUAAAAUUAUCGUUAUGAUGCUUGGAGAAAUGGACUACUCCGAUGUAUUGACUAGUAACGUGGUGGGCGAUGUCAAGGUCCCGGGAACUAAUUUCCUGUAUGUACCUCUUCCUGAGCUGUCUUAUGUCAUGUUUGUGCUGUUUGUGCUGGCAGUGUCCAUUGUCCUUAUGAAUCUACUGGUAAGUGACGUUUGUGUCAAUGGAACGAGAUACACUGAUGGAAUUGUUUUUUUUUUUUCAUUAAGGGGGUUAUUCGACUAUCCCGGGAAAAAGUCCUUGGGACAGUGACGCAGUAUUCAUUAUUUUCUGUAAUUUCUGGUUGCCUUUAUAAUACAGUACAUCCUUUUCGAAACUUCCUGGCAGGUCUCCCUCCCCCCACCCUAUACAAUUUUGAAACUCGUAAAAAACAAUUCUGGAUACACGCGUCCAACGUUGUUAAUGGGGUGGGGCAAGGGGUUGGGCAUCUGUCAAUUGAAAAAAAGCCCCACAAAUGUAAAGACUUCUGUCUAUAAUUGUAGCUUUUAAUUACUUACUUUUCAUGAAGAUUAUUUGCUCUUGUCACAGUAUCACCCUUCUAGCCACCUUAUCCUAUUAGCACGUGUUCCCUCCAAUGCUUCCUACACCACACGACCUUCCAACCCUUUCUGUUCCAUUUUAUUCAAUUUGAUCUCGUUUGUCAUCUCAUCCUAUCCAAUAGAGACCUUCAGAUUCUAGGACGAGAACGACUACGAGCACGGGAUUUGACUUAAAGUUUUUUCGAGUAUUCUCCAAUUAUUAUAGACACCCCGGAAAGCUUCAUUGCACUUAUUUUUCACCAAAAAAAUUAGCACUGUUAUCUUUACUGAAGGAGCGUAAGCCAUCUCCCGGCCACAAAAUGAUAAAAUCUCCAACACUUUAAAACUUGUUUCCGUUACCACUACAUAUUCGCUAAAACUCGCAGUGGAAUGACGACAGCAAUCAUAUUUUCCUUUCAAAAUGACGCUGGUUCACGCACAAGCACUAUUUAGUAUUGAGAAAAUCUCGUACUCGGCUCAGAAUCUACAGCUCUCUAAUGACACCACAUCUUUUAAAGCGUUUUCACAUGUCGUCACGUCCGCCAUAUUAGUGUUCAAAAACAGUGAAACGGCAGUCAUGUUGGUGUUCUUGUGGGAGUUAAACCUUUCUCUCAUGUAACAACUUUCGUUUGUUUUGAUUAAUUUGCAAAGCUACUGACCACGUGAGUGAAAACGUCCUAUAUCGCCUCCGCAGUUGUCCCUGCCAUUUUUACAACACUUUGACCCUGUUUACGUGGAGUGGGGGACCCCGGUCUAGUGGGGUAGGUUUCUUUUGUUUUGUGUCCGGGAGAGCGUGGAAGCAAAAGAAACCACCCCGCUAGACCGGGUCCCCCACUCCAUGUAAACAGGGUCUUAGCAAAUUUUGACCUGUUAUUGAGAGUGUUUCUAUGAAAAAGAAAGAAAAUCGCGACCUAGGGUCAAACCAGGCCUCGAACCCGGACCCUUCGUAUCCUAAUCUCUCUCCCUUAUCACUACACUGCCCCACCGACCCGCCAAAUUUCCGAAAAAUUUAAAAGUAAAUACACUAGCAAACUGUCCUUCCUAAGUGUUACAUCAACAACAGGUGACCCUAGCCCUUUCGUAAAUUAUAACGAAAAUUCAACUUGGGCUCCAACGUCGUUCUUUCUGACACUAUUCGAAAACGUAUUUUUUGCCUUUUUGUAACUAAGAAAAAAUCGAAAGAAAAUCGCGACGUAGGGUCAAACCAGGCCUCUAACCUGGACUCCUCGUAUCCUAAUCUCUCUCCCUUACCACUACACUACCAUACCGACCCGCCAAAAUUCCAAAAAAUUUAAGUACAUACACUAGCAAACUGUCCUUCUUAAGUGUUACACCAAUAACAGGUGACCCCGUCCCUUUCGAAAAUUUUAACGAAAAUUCAACUUGGGCUCUAACGUCGUUCUUUCUGACACUAUUCGAAAACGCAUUUUUUGCCUUUUUGUAACCAAAUUCAGGGAAUAUAUUGCAUCUCUUAUGACUAAAGUCUUAAAGCUAAAAAUGGCAGAGACCGUUUACGAAAGGGAAAUAGGCAUCGCCUCCUAUCCCACAGUAUCCUACAUAUUCCACUCUUCAGAAGUGGUUGUUAUUUAAUGAAGGUAAAGGUCGCUAUUAUUUGUAACUGAAACUUCUAGUUUCUAAUAGAAUUAAAUUUUCUAAUAAAGAAUUAUACUUGCAGAUUGUGUAAUUGGUAAGAAGAAUUUUUCAGGAACAAUAGAAACCAAGCCAACAUGCAAUGAGAAACUUAUUUCUUGUUUUGCCUAGGUUGGUCUGGCGGUUGGAGAUAUUGACUCGAUUCAAAAGACAGCGACUCUACGAAACUUGAUGGACCAAGCUUCGUUAGUAGAUAGCAUACAGAGAAGAUAUCCCAAAUGGGUCCUGAGACGUGCUUAUAAAACUUCCCUGGAAAUAAAACCAAACCAGAAUCAGUUGUUACACAGGUAA
Porites evermanni is the source of this 16807-nucleotide messenger RNA. The record is from the annotation of a GenBank genome assembly. Lineage: Eukaryota; Metazoa; Cnidaria; Anthozoa; Scleractinia; Poritidae.